Hemibagrus wyckioides is the source of this 1773-nucleotide messenger RNA. RefSeq names its product fatty acid binding protein 1-B.1-like. Gene Ontology annotation, cellular component: cytosol; nucleus. NCBI's taxonomy places the organism in Eukaryota, Metazoa, Chordata, Actinopteri, Siluriformes, Bagridae. Gene Ontology annotation, molecular function: fatty acid binding. The transcript has 4 exons. The coding region runs from base 1372 to 1758 and encodes 128 amino acids. The record is from RefSeq and is a predicted model, not a curated record. Gene Ontology annotation, biological process: fatty acid transport.
CUCUGGGAAGCCAGCCCUGAUUUUUUUUUUAUUAUUAUUUUUAUGUUGCUAGAGCUAUUCAAUGGUUCUUACAAUGCAGAAGUUCUUAUAAAGUUCUUAUAAUGCACUUCUAUUUGAAAUGGCUUUGUGUCCACUAUAAAUAUGGUAUAAUUUACAGAUUAACAUGUAGUGGCUAUGAUGUUUACUGACUAAUAAUAUCCUAAUAAUAAAUUUAGAGAAAGUAUGUUCUGUGUCAUUCGUAACUGGGUUUCUAAGAGGUUGAGUCAUCUUGAUUUGACGGCUGUAAAAAUCAAGUAUGUUGUAAAAGUACACAUCAGUUGACGAGGUUGAUUGGUUUGUGUGUUAUCUUCCUUAACACUUUUAUCUGGGUUAAAGACAUUGGGUCAAACAGUCCACUUUAAAGGGUUAAAUUAAUAUAUUGUAUAUGUGAUAUUUUGAUAUAUGCUUAGGUGGGAAGAUGCAUUAAAUUUGCAUCUCAUAUUCACGUGUGCACUAAUUUAUAUUUGAAUAAUAUGACGGUUUUUGAUAAGGAAAAAAUGAAAAGCUUAUAACCAUUGAGAAACUUUAAGUUCAAAGUCCACAAGUGUAACUAAUGAAAAAAUACAGAUUUAAGAUCUGAAUCUUAGCACCAGUUACUACAGGAUAUCCCCAUGAUGUGCUGUAAGAUGAUUAACUGAAUAUUAACUGAAUAUUAAGCUGGGGGUUUUAGGGGUUCAUGAAGUUGGUAUAAGUAAAAGUGGGUAGUGGUUACCAUAUCCUUACAAAAAAGCAUGAAGAGAAAAACACGAAAAUCACAUUAUUUGUCAGUUUAAUCAAGCAAGGUUUAUUUAUUUAGUCUAUGUUGGUGAAAUAGUUACUUAAGCUGUACUGAAGAGGUGAAAAUGAUAAAAACGAGUGUCUCCGAGAUCAGUGACUGCAGAUUCAAAUGAUGUAGAAUAUGUAGACUGCUGUAAGUUGGUAUGAUUAUUGCAAGAAUGUCAAACAGAAAUAGGUGUACAUUCAUUCCUAAUGAACCCACUGAAAGAAAGAUGAUAAUCCAUAUCAAGUAAAAUGAGGUGCAUGAUGUUCAUAUAAUACACCACAAUAAAACAAGUUGUAAUCUAAUGCUUUGAUCAUCAUGUGUUAAGAGAUAUGCUGAGUUAUGCUUUAAGUGAAUGCUGGUCCAAAGGUCACCACAGGAUCUACAGAAGACAUUGGACAAUCAGACCAGAUAGCUACAUUUACUCUUUAAACACUAAUAUGCAAUGCACUAAGAGCAAAUGACAAACAUCAGAGGGAAUCUCCACCCUCUUUAGUUAAUCAUUACAUUACUCUAUGAAAAUAUAAGAAGUCUCAGAAGUUGGAAUUUCUGCUCUCAUUGGUGCUGUCACAAUGUCCUUCUCUGGAAAAUAUCAGCUGGAAAGCCAAGAGGGCUUCGUACCUUUCAUGAAGGCUAUUGGUCUUCCUGAUGACCUCAUCGAGAAAGGCAAAGACAUCAAGAGUGUCUCAGAGAUUGAGCAGAAUGGAGACAGCUUCAAAGUGACAGUAACCACAGGGAGCAAAGUUAUGGUUAACUCCUUCAUUAUAGGACAAGAGAGUGAAGUGGAGACACUGACUGGAGAAAAAAUCAAGACUGUUGUGACGAAAGAGGGCAACAAGCUGAAGGUAAAGCUAAGUCAUAUUGAGUCAGUCACAGAGCUUUUGGAUGCCAAUACACUUGUGCAUACCAUGACUCUGGGUGACAUCGUCUUUAAGAGAACCAGCAAACGUGUGUCAUAAUAAACACUGUCCAUU